UAUUUGCAUCACUCCCCUCUAGUUUUAGUCCCAAUGGCAGCCUCACCUCAACCCGUCUCUGAAAACCCAAUUGAUUUUCGUGCCCCACCGCCUUCUCCCAUCGCCUCAGGCCGCCGAUCAUUAGUCACAAACGAUGAAGUCCUCACCGAAUACCUCGAGCACUCCCUCCAAGUCCCUGACCUCAUUUUGCCAGACAAGUUCUUCCCUAAACAAAAUUCACUUGAAAAUCCCCCCACCAUUGAUUUGUUAGCAUUGAAUCUGGAUGAGUUUGAUGCUAGUCUUUGCAAGGUUGUGGAGUCCAUAGCAAGAAACGGGUGUUUUCAGCUGGUGAACCAUGGAAUUUCAAGUGAGCUUGUGAGCUCUGUGCAGGCUGCAGCCACCGGAAUAUUCCAGGUACCGCCGGAGAAGAGGGCGGAGAUAACCCGGUUACCGGAGAAGCCAUACGGGUUCGAGGAGGUUCAUGGUGAGGAGGUUGGCAGUGAACUGAGUGAAGAGUUUGUUUGGUGUAGAGACCAAGGUUUGAAGUUGACAAUGGAGAGAAUUGCACCAAUUGGAUAUUCAAAUUUCAGUGAGAAACUGGAGACCCUAAUGACAGAUAUUGAGAAGGUUUCUGGGAAAAUCCUACCAAGCUUAUUGAAAAAUUCUCAAACAAAAUUUGUUUAUGGAAAUGAUGAUAUGGUGCAAGGGAAAGAACUUGGGACAGUCUGUUGCCUGUACAGGCACAGCCAAAAUGUUUUAGAAGAUGAAUGGGACAGCUCUUUAAGAUAUGAUGUGAUUAAGAUGUUGAUUAGAGGAACUGACUAUUCUCAUGCCUUGUGUUUGCAUCUUUGUGAUGGUUCUUCAGAGUUCCAUGUUUACUCCAAGAAAGGUUGGGUUUCUUUUACCCCAGAUAAAAAUGCUCUAAUAGUCACCACUGGGGAUCAAAUACAGGCAUGGAGUGGUGGCCAGUAUAAGCAUGUGAUAGGAAGGCCAAUCUUUAAAGGUGAGGAGGACUGCAUCUCAAUGGCUUUUCUCUAUUCUCCUCCAACCUUUAUUUCAAACUCCCAAAGCAACAAGGAAAAUACUAUAUCACUUGGUGAACAAGCUAUAAUGGCCAUAUUUUUAACUCUUGUCUACCAGUUUUUAGUGUACUUCUACAGAAAUUUCUGAUGUAUGUUGUCAAUAUUUAUUGGCAGUUAGUAAGGAUUAUUCUACACAUUCGUUCCUCAAAAAAUGGACAACAUUUUACUCUCCUUUGGUAAAAGGUCUAUUUGUGAUCUGUU
Molecule: messenger RNA, 1262 nt
Organism: Prunus dulcis (almond)
Lineage: Eukaryota; Viridiplantae; Streptophyta; Magnoliopsida; Rosales; Rosaceae
Product: 1-aminocyclopropane-1-carboxylate oxidase 3
Exons: 3
Coding region: 34-1149 (371 amino acids)
Source: RefSeq, a predicted model, not a curated record